UCGAAGCUGUCGGCUGUUUUUGUUUGUGUGGUCGACAGAAGCUCGCGGGGACGUCCGUUUUUCGUUACCAAAUAACCGUUAAAAUCGGAAUUUUUACUGAAGUGACAAACGGGCAGUUGCUAUGGGUGCCGGUUCGAGCACCGAGGCCGAAAGGGAGCCGCUUCUCGUCCCUUCUCACGCGGAGACCAACAGCCCGCCAGUAAACAGCAGGGUGUACGGGAGAAGAUGGCUGGUUCUGACCCUGUUCUCCCUGCUGGGGCUCAUGCAGGGGAUGGUGUGGAACUUCUGGGGUCCCAUCCAGAACUCGGCCGCCCACGCUUUCGGCUUCACCAAGUCUGACAUCGCGGUUCUGGUGCUGUGGGGCCCGGUGGGCUUCGUCCCCUGGCUGCUGUUUAUGUGGUUAAUGGAUAAGAAAGGUUUGCGGGCGUCCCUCCUCCUCUCGGCGCUCUUCAUGCUGCUCGGAGCAGCUCUCAGGAGCAUCCCACUGACAGAACAGCCUCUCAGACGAUGGUUGAUACACGGAGGUCAGUUUCUGAACGGUUUAGCCGGCCCCACCGUUAUGAGCGCUGGCCCCUUCCUCUCCACCACAUGGUUCGCACCUGACCAAAGAGCCACUGCAACAGCUGUGGCAUCGCUCUUCUGCUACCUGGGAGGCGCUGCUUCCUUCGUAAUAGGACCUCUGGUUGUGCCGGCCCCCAACGACACCCUGACAGGAACCACAAUGUCAGCAGCAGUUUCCGACAGCUCCAUCCGAGACAGGAUCCAGCUGGUUUUGUAUGCAGAGUUGGCUGCGGUUGCUGCGCUUUUUGCAGCCGUCCUGCUCUAUUUCCCAUCACGCCCACCGAUGCCUCCCAGUGUGGCUGCUGCAAGCCAGAGGCUCAGUUACAGGAGCAGCAUCUGCAGACUCCUAAGCAACCUGCGGUUCCUGAUGAUUGCGCUGGCCUAUGCCGUCCCCACAGGCGUGAUUGCUGGCUGGUCAGGAGUCCUUGACAUGGUCCUUACACCAGCCAAAGUCAGCCAGGUGGACGCAGGUUGGAUCGGCUUCUGGUCGACCAUUGGUGGAUGUGUGUUUGGAGUGGCAAUGGCCAGGUUUGCAGACUCCAUUCGGGGGAUGCUGAAGCUGAUCCUGGUGCUGAUGCUGGCCGGAGCCUCGCUGUCCUCUACCUGGUUCACACUAACCUGCCUGAGCAGAUACACUCACCUCCCCGCCACUGCAGCCAUCCUGUACACCUCCUGCAUCCUGGUGGGGAUCUUCAUCAACAGCAGCGUGCCAAUAUUCUUCGAGCUCUUCAUCGAGACCGUGUACCCGGUCCCUGAAGGCAUCACCUGUGGAGUGGUCACUUUCCUGGGGAACCUGGUCACCGGGCUGCUCCUCUUCUUCCUCACUUUUUACUGUAAAGAGCUGUCGUGGUUGAACUGGUGUCUAACCGGCUCCUGUCUCUUCAGCCUCGUCCUCAUCCUCUUCUUCAGGGAGUCUUACGAUCGCCUCUACCUGGACGUCUUUGUCUCCGUGUGACACUGGAGGACAAAAAAAAAAAGAAAAUACGGUAUCUUAAUAAUAAUAAAGGACUGAAUAAUUUUUCUUGCACAAAGAAGAGUGGAAAAGGAGAAGAAGGGAAAGUGGAAAGACCACACUUAAGAUUUUAGGAUGUAUAUAAUGGUAACGGUGGUGAUGGGCUGCUGUCGCACGGCCGCAGACAAGAUGCCACGCCGAUGUUUACUCUUUAUACGUGAUCGACUCAAUGCCAUAUGACUGUUUAACACAUCGUCACCUGUUUUUAUUCGUCAGUCUUUGUUUGUGUGUGAACAAACUUUUGUGAACGGUUUAAUUCUCUUAACCAGGCGCGGCAUGACGGACUGUUAGUAAAUGUUGUUUACAGAUAAUAUUUAAAGUUGUUCUCAGUGUCGCCCCAGUGUGGCCGCUCGGCUCACCCUCCUGGAUCGCAUUUCAACACUCAAGCGUCGGCCCCUGCCGAGGAAGUAAGGGGCGGUAACUGCUGAGUCAGGGCUAAAUGAGGGACCUCGUGGUGUCUUCGUGCUGCGACUCGCUGGGGAGGCUAAGUGACCUGUGAUACUAUCACUGAGAGGCAGGUACUCAUAUUAUGUUUUAUCGCCCUCUCAAGAUGAAUAUUAUGCAAAAAUUAUCUACCAAAUUGACAACUGGACGCCGGCCAGAGAGCGGAGUUGGAAAAACUUGCGCUUUUAAGAACUGUUACAUCUUCACAUUUCAGGAGUUGUUCAGCUUAUUUAUGGGGAAUUAUGUUCAUUUACGGGAGAUUUGCUUUUUAAUCUAACUCUAAUGUUUUUUAAAUGGUUUUUUUUUCUCAGUUGCUUGCCAGUAUUUAUUGGAAAUGUCUCAACACUAACACAGUUAACACCCAGUUUCACUGAAACAGGAUGUUCGGUUACGAUUUCAUCAACAGCUGAGGCACACUGAGGGAGAUUGUUUUACUAUUUACACACUGUAAAAUCUCACAAGCUGAUUUCACUUAAAAUAAUUCUGGAAUCUGAUUGCCUUGAAAUAGGAACGCAAAAACAAUUACUAAUCUUAAUUUAUGUUUACUUUUUAUCAAAUUG
This is a messenger RNA of Plectropomus leopardus (leopard coralgrouper), 2577 nucleotides long. RefSeq names its product solute carrier family 49 member 4 (gene slc49a4). The record is from RefSeq and is a predicted model, not a curated record. Gene Ontology annotation, molecular function: transmembrane transporter activity. Gene Ontology annotation, cellular component: intracellular membrane-bounded organelle; membrane. Lineage: Eukaryota; Metazoa; Chordata; Actinopteri; Perciformes; Serranidae. Gene Ontology annotation, biological process: transmembrane transport.